CAUGACUAAUUAUCCAUGUUUUCCCUUUUACUCCAGGUGCUGUCAUUUAUCACCUUCAUCUGCUAUAUUGCAUCUUCAGCUGCAGCUUUCAUGAUGGUACCGCUCUUAGAGUUUCUAAUGGCAGUGUUCCUUUUCUUUGCCUAUGCCUCUAAGCUUAAUGAGAAGUUCAAAGGAAUCUGCUGGCCUUUGUCGGAUUUCUUGCGCUGUGUCACUGCCGCCAUUAUAUAUUUUGCCAUCUCAAUUGCUGCAGUCUCAAAAUAUGCAGAUGGAGCAUCCAAAGCAGCAGGAGUAUUCGGAUUCAUAGCCACAGUAGUGUUUGCCAUCGAUUUCUACAUUACCUUUAACGACCUGGUCACAUUUCUUAAACAAGGCAAUUCUUCCAACGAUAAUGAAGCGCAGAAGUCAGAAGAUGAGAACUCUGAUUCGGACUCGGACUGAAGAACAGAGCAUUGACAGACUGUGGUGUCUAAGGGAAGGAAGGACCAAGCACUUUCCUAUUUGCUGAAUGCACUGCCAACUGACAGUUUUCCCCUUCUGCUUUGGGUCUCUGGCACCAGUAUUCUCCCUCUUCACCUCACUGGUUACAGGCUUACCAAAGCAAGUGGUGCAGUGACGUGUGGGGAGGAGAAUACGCCCCUGGCAGGUAUAAUUUCUUUGGAAACAGAUGAUUCUGCAGCAGUUCAGCCUGGUGCAGAGAUCCAUGUGUUAACAUGAAUCUCAGCUCUCCUUGGCCUACCCUUGUUCAGCGCUACAAUUUACUGAGUGAACAGGAACAUAGUAUUGUAACAGAGCUUAUCUUUUAACAUGCUUUCUUUAUUCCAAACCUUUUAUACUUCCAGCUUUAAUCUUUCUUGCUAUACCAAAGUCAAGAGGCAUGAAAUGCCUUUUAAUGUUUUGGGGUUUUUGUCAGAUUAAGCAGUAUUUUUGUAGAUGAAGUCACAGUACCUUUCCUAUCUCCAGCACUGGUGGUGUAGGGUAUAGUGAAUGCAUGGGGUUUCACACUGCAUUUAACUCCGUCUCUGCUGCCUACAUGUGACAAGGAGAAAAUAAGCAGCAGGAAAUGUGAAACAUGAACAAAUCUCAAAGCAAGUCUGAGCCUUGGCUCAGAUACUGGCUCAGUGGACCUUACAUUUUCCAUCAUCUGUAGAAUUUGCUAGGGACAAGUCGCUGACUUCCCAAGCUGCUUUCUUGGGACUUCCCAGCCUUCUCAUCUUUCCAAAAUGGGGCUGAUGCACCAUCCUAACCUCACCUUCCUGCCACCUUCACAGAAGCCCCCAGUACGGUCUGCAUGUUUACAGCUCCAGGUUACUGCAGAAUGUCCAGGCAGGGCUGGCUCAGAGCCAUUGUAGCAGCCUGCAGGGACUUUGGAGUGAGGCAUCGCUGCCUAAUUUCUUGAUCCGUACUGUUAGUAGCACUCCAGUCAAGAGCAAUGGGUAGCCCAGGUCUGAGAACGUCUGGGCUCCCAGCUCCUGACCAUCAUGCUGCCAUGAAUGCUGGGGUACAGGACACGACACAGAGAAGUCUUCUGCAAAGCUCAGGACAGCUCUAACCUAGGAGGGCAAGACUCCCUCCCCACUGUGAAGAGGCGAAGUCCAGCCUCGCAGUUAGUGCAGUGAAGCUGGUUUUCCCUCCCCACUCAGGUUUUUUGGAAAGAGGACACAGCUUGUCCACUGUAGCAUUUCUGGAAUAAAUCCCUGCAUUUAUGAACAGGGUUCUCUUAAGGGAGACUAUUUUCACAGGUAACAUAAGCUACCUGGAAUAGUCAGAGCUGGAGAGAAUGCCAGUCCAUAUCCCAAGCAAUUAUGCCAAAUGACUUUUUGCUUGUAGCAUUUGCUUUUAACUGUUUCAAAGAAUUUUUUUUUUUUU
Molecule: messenger RNA, 1866 nt
Organism: Gavialis gangeticus (Gharial)
Lineage: Eukaryota; Metazoa; Chordata; Crocodylia; Gavialidae
Gene: CMTM3
Product: CKLF like MARVEL transmembrane domain containing 3
Exons: 4
Coding region: 16-438 (140 amino acids)
Cellular component (GO): membrane
Source: RefSeq, a predicted model, not a curated record